AUGUCCUCUCAUCAACAAAAUGAAAUGAUACCAUCCGCAUCCUCAUCCUCAUCGGAAAGUAAUGGCAAGCACUCAUCUUCGGAAGAAGCAGAAUAUCCAAGAUUAAAAGGACAUUUAUUGGAUCGAAAAAAGAUGAAAUCCAUUGAAGAUAUCGACAAUUGCACUGAUUAUAAAUAUUUGAUUUUGCAUGAAAAAUACACUACUGUGGAAAGCGUACCUCAGAAAGUGAUGGAUAUUUUAAAAGAACAUGAAGCUGGGGAUCUCACUCAACAAACAAGAGAAUUAACGUAUGAUCAUUUGACGUACAACGAAGUGUUAUCAACCUUCGUUCCAUCUGGCCUUGAAAUAACCUCGUCAUUUGAACAAGUUGGCCACGUUGCUCAUCUCAAUAUACCAGACGAAGUGUUAAAAUACAAAUAUUUGAUUUCACAAGUUAUGCUAGAUAAGAACCCUACUUUAAAAACGGUUGUAAAUAAGAUUGGAAUGAUUGAUUCCGUGUUUAGAGAGUUUAAAAUGGAGCUUUUGUGUGGAGAAGACAAUUUUAAUGUUACUGUCAAGGAAAAUGGCAUUACCUUUAAAUUUAACUACAGAGAAGUUUAUUGGAAUUCUCGACUCGGAACGGAACAUACGAGAUUAUUGAGCUUUUUUGACAAAUCUCAGGUUGUUUGUGAUAUGAUGGCAGGAGUUGGCCCAUUUGCAGUUCCAGCUGCUAAGAAAGUUAGAUGUCGAGUUCUUGCCAAUGAUCUUAAUCCUAAGAGUUAUGAAUACAUGAAAGAAAAUGCUAUCAUUAAUAAGGUCACUGACAACAUGGAGUGUUCUGCCAAAGAUGGAGACGAUUUACAAGAACUCUCCAAACAGCAAGUGGAGCAAGUCAUUGGUCAAGAUCAUGUCAUGGAAUAUGUUGACAUUCACCAUGUGAGAAAUGUUGCACCAAGGAAGGAAAUGAUGUGUGUCUCAUUUAGGCUCAAACAACCUCAUCAGAAUGCUCCUACUACUUCUCCUCUCAAAAGAAAGCAAGAAGAAAUCAGUCCCAGUGAAGAACAUCAAGAGGACAAAAGCUCAAACAAUAACAUUCAUCACAUUGUUGGCUCGAGUUUGGUUUCCUCUUUCUCUUCUUUGCAACAAGACAUUGAGUGGUUGUUUUGA
This is a messenger RNA of Naegleria fowleri, 1146 nucleotides long. RefSeq lists its product as uncharacterized. Gene Ontology annotation, cellular component: cytoplasm. The record is from RefSeq and is a predicted model, not a curated record. The transcript has 4 exons. Bases 1 to 1146 code for a protein of 381 amino acids. Gene Ontology annotation, biological process: tRNA N1-guanine methylation. NCBI's taxonomy places the organism in Eukaryota, Heterolobosea, Eutetramitea, Acrasida, Naegleriidae.